CAGAUCCUCGCCGGAAGUGGAGUUCUUUCCCUAUUCUGACAAGAAGAAAGCCUGAAGAUUUGAACCUACGUGCUGUAAAACAGUUAUGAGGAAACUUAAACACAAAAAUAAAAAUCCAGUUAAAGUUUCCAAAGGUUGCAAGAAGCCUUCAGUGCAGAAUGGGAAGAAAGCUGCCUCCAAAGUGACCUCUGCUCCCCAGUUUGUUCAUUCCAAUGAUCAUGCCAGUCGGGAGGCUGAACUUAAGAAGAAGAGGGUUGAAGAGAUGAGGGUAAAGCAGCGGGCCGCCCGGGAACAAGAGAAAUACCGACGCAGGACCAUUGAGAGUUACUGCCAGGAUGUCAUGAGACGCCAGGAGGAGUUUGAGCGCAAGGAGGAAGUUAUGCAGGAAUUAAAUAUGUUUCCUCAGCUGGAUGAUGAGGCCACAAGGAAGGCAUAUUACAAAGAGUUCCGUAAAGUGGUGACAUACUCUGAUGUGAUUCUGGAAGUCCUGGAUGCCAGAGACCCCUUGGGUUGCCGGUGUUUUCAAAUGGAGGAAGCUGUCUUGCAGGCAGAAGGCAACAAAAAACUGGUCCUAGUCUUGAACAAGAUUGAUCUGGUCCCCAAGGAAGUUGUGGAGAAGUGGCUAGAAUACCUUCAAAAUGAGCUACCAACGGUGGCCUUCAAGGCCAGUACCCAGCAUCAGGUCAAAAACCUGAAUCGUUGCAGUGUACCUGUGGAGCAGGCCUCUGAGUCACUGCUGAAAAGCAAAGCUUGCUUUGGAGCUGAAAAUCUCAUGAGAGUCCUGGGGAACUAUUGCCGUCUUGGGGAAGUGCGCACCCAUAUCCGUGUGGGUGUUGUUGGCCUUCCCAAUGUUGGGAAGAGCAGCCUGAUCAAUAGUUUGAAACGCAGUCGUGCAUGCAGCGUGGGAGCUGUUCCUGGGGUUACCAAGUUUAUGCAGGAAGUAUACCUGGACAAGUUCAUCAGGCUACUAGAUGCCCCAGGCAUUGUUCCAGGACCGAGUUCAGAGGUGGGCACCAUCCUGCGCAAUUGCAUCCAAGUGCAGAAGCUUGCAGACCCUGUGACCCCAGUAGAGACCAUCUUGCAGCGCUGCAACCUGGAUGAGAUUUCCAACUACUAUGGCAUCUCUGGGUUCCAGACCACACAGCACUUUCUGACUGCAGUGGCCCACCGCUUGGGGAAGAAGAAGAAGGGAGGCAUAUACAGUUUGGAGCAGGCAGCCAAAGCUGUCUUGGCUGACUGGGUGAGUGGGAAGAUCAGCUUCUACACACCUCCACCUGCCACCCACACUCUGCCCUCCCAUCUCAGUGCUGAGAUUGUUAAGGAGAUGACUGAGGUCUUCGACAUUGAGGAUACGGAACAGGCCAAUGAAGACACCAUGGAAUGCUUAGCCACUGGAGAGUCUGAUGAACUGUUGGAUGACAUUGACCCACUCGAAAUGGAUAUCAAGUGGCUCCAUUCGCCUCUGGCAGGUGGUGCAGAAAAUAAAACCAACAUGUAUAAGAUUGGAGAGCUCACUGGAUAUUGUACCAGUUCAAAUCAUCAGAAGGGGUGGCCUAAGCGCAAUGUGGACUACUACCCUGGGAAUAAUGACACAGUGGAUAUCUGCACAGUGGAUCGCCGCCCAGUGCUGCAGAGGAUCAUGGAUACAGAUCCCCUGCAGCAGGGCCAGGCCCUGGCAUCUGCUUUGAAGAAUAAGAAGAAGAUGCAGAAGCGUUCAGAUAAACUCGCCAGCAAGCUGUCUGAUUCCAUGAUGUCUGCUCUCGACCUCUCUGGCAAUGCAGAUGACAGUGCUGAUGACUGAUCAACUGAUUGACUGUCUCCGCUCUCAGCACCAGUUCCAGAGAGGAUGGGGAAAUACAGAUGAAAUUAAAUGGUUUGCAUCACCCUGAGGGAACUUAUUUGCUUAUUGUUUUCCCUGCGAAAUAUUAAAAGAAAACUAUCCUUCUGCUUCUCUCCAUUGUCUAAGAAGAAAGUUCCACUUGCAGUAACUGGCAACCCUUUAUUUAACCCUUGCUCUACUCUAACAGAGAAAUAAAUGAUCAGUAAAUCCC
Molecule: messenger RNA, 2051 nt
Organism: Sorex fumeus (smoky shrew)
Lineage: Eukaryota; Metazoa; Chordata; Mammalia; Eulipotyphla; Soricidae
Gene: GNL3L
Product: G protein nucleolar 3 like
Exons: 16
Coding region: 86-1801 (571 amino acids)
Cellular component (GO): nucleolus
Molecular function (GO): GTP binding
Source: RefSeq, a predicted model, not a curated record